Messenger RNA from Micropterus dolomieu (smallmouth bass), 1681 nucleotides. RefSeq names its product voltage-gated potassium channel subunit beta-2-like. Gene Ontology annotation, cellular component: cytoplasm; extrinsic component of cytoplasmic side of plasma membrane; juxtaparanode region of axon. The transcript has 12 exons. The coding region runs from base 101 to 826 and encodes 241 amino acids. Gene Ontology annotation, biological process: regulation of action potential; regulation of potassium ion transmembrane transport; transmembrane transport. Gene Ontology annotation, molecular function: voltage-gated potassium channel activity; transmembrane transporter binding; potassium channel regulator activity. The record is from RefSeq and is a predicted model, not a curated record. Lineage: Eukaryota; Metazoa; Chordata; Actinopteri; Centrarchiformes; Centrarchidae.
AAGGGCUGAAGUUGUCUUGGGAAGAAUCAUAAAGAAGAAAGGAUGGAGGCGUUCCAGUUUAGUCAUCACCACCAAAAUCUUCUGGGGUGGAAAAGCAGAAAUGGAAAGAGGGUUGUCUAGAAAACAUAUAAUUGAAGGUCUAAGAGCAUCACUAGAGAGGCUUCAGCUGGAGUACAUAGACGUGGUUUUUGCAAAUCGACCAGAUCCUAAUACACCUAUAGAAGAGACGGUGAGGGCAAUGACCCAUGUGAUCAACCAGGGGAUGGCCAUGUAUUGGGGGACAUCAAGAUGGACCUCCAUGGAGAUAAUGGAAGCAUACUCAGUGGCAAGACAGUUCAACCAGAUCCCACCCAUCUGCGAACAGGCAGAGUACCACAUGUUCCAGAGGGAGAAAGUUGAAGUGCAACUCCCUGAUCUCUUCCACAAGAUAGGCAUUGGAGCAAUGACAUGGUCUCCACUGGCCUGUGGAAUCAUCUCAGGGAAGUAUAACAGUGGGAUCCCCCCUUAUUCACGUGCCUCACUUAAGGGCUAUCAGUGGAUGAAGGACAAGAUCCUGAGUGAGGAGGGGCACCGUCAGCAGCUGAAGCUAAAAGAGUUGCAGGCAGUUGCUGAGCGACUAGGCUGCACUCUGCCCCAGCUGGCUAUCGCCUGGUGCUUGAGGAACGAAGGUGUGAACUCUGUCCUCCUGGGAGCUUCCAGAACCGAGCAGCUGAUGGAGAAUAUCAGAGCAAUACAGGUUCUUCCGAAGUUAUCACUUUCCAUUGCAUCUGAGGUGGAUACCAUCUUGGGAAACAAGCCCUAUAGUAAAAAGGACUUCAGAUCCUAGGUGCAACAGUAAUGAACUCUCAAACUAUACUCUGUUUCUGAAAAAGCUGCCUGAAUGAGAGACAGCAACACACAAGGACAAUAUAUAACCAUAUUAGAGUCCAACAAACAGCAAAUAAUCUGGGAUCUGUUUCCGAAAGACAAAACAAACAAAGAAAACGUGCAAUUACUCAUUUUAUCAGUCUACUUUUUUGAUCACAUUUGCACUUAUUGCCACUUACAUAAUGUGAAGUUAUCAUGUUCUAGUAGUUGGAACUAUAACUAGUCCCUACUGCUCUAAUGAGAUGAGCCAUCGAAGAACUAAAGAAACAAGCUUGUUGAGUAAGGUGCAGCUUGGUGUACCUGACCAGUAUUCUUUACUGUCUUCACUGUCUUUGUAAGUAACUUACAAAAUGUUUUUGUUGCAUUUGUGUGCAUUUAAACACAUAUUGCACAAGACCUGUAAACGUACAGAGCACAAAACAUUAUGCUGUGAUGCAUUUGCCUUUUCAGUGUAAUAACAGGAAUGCUUAACACUAUAAAUACUGGCAACAUUGGAGAACUAGCAAGAGACUUCUAGAUUUCAACACUGAAAUCUCUUCAGGCCUCCGCCCAAAGCCAGUCCCCCAAAACACAUUUUCACCCGCAUCCCUUGGUCACUACCUCUGCGGCCUAAACGGACAUCCCCAAUUCAAAUGAAUGGGAGGACCAAAACGCCUGCUUUUGUGUGAAUACAACCUGAAGGCACUGUACCAUGAACUGCAAUGCCACUGGUUGGAAAGUCAAGACAGAGAACUUUGUUGCAUGUCAUUCCCCAUCUCUCUCUCCCCUCAUUUCCUGUCAUGUCUCCACUGUCGAGUAAAGGUUCAAAAUACUU